Messenger RNA from Lachancea nothofagi CBS 11611, 1959 nucleotides. NCBI's taxonomy places the organism in Eukaryota, Fungi, Ascomycota, Saccharomycetes, Saccharomycetales, Saccharomycetaceae. The record is from the annotation of a GenBank genome assembly.
AUGGGUUCUAAAAAGAGAUCGCAGAAAGCUGCCGAGGAUAGAGCUUCUAAAAGGAGAAAAGAGCAGGAUGCCUUGCUCGAAAAUGGACUCUUCACUAGAGAAGAUGUGGAAGACAUUGACGAUUCGAUACCCAAUAAAAAGUCCUGGGAUGAUGAGGAGCAAGAUUACGAAAUGAAGCCCAGAAACUUAGGUCAAUCCCAGGACCAUGUUGAGGGACUACCUAUCAAGGUCAAGGGUAAAGUGGAACGGAGAAUGAUGCUACCCGAAGUAAAAGAUGACAUCACAAAAGAGGAAGCAAAGCCAGAUCCCGAGCAAAGCCCUGCGGAAAUUGAGGAAGAAGAGCAGCCAUCCGUCGACACCGUCGAGAGCGUCCUCAAGCUGAAAGAAGAAUUAGCAGAGUUAGUAGAAAACUUGAUGGAAGAUGCAGAAGAAAAUAUUGGAAGUCUCACUCGUCUACGAAAGAUGGCUCAGUCGAAAAACUCUAACACAUGCAAGUUCUCCAUGCUGGCUUUGAUUCCCGUUUUCAAAAGCAUCAUCCCGAGCUACAAGAUUAGGCCGCUGUCUGAUCUUGAAAAGAGGGAAAGAGUUACCAAAGAAGUUGCCAAACAGCGUAACUUUGAGGAAAUGUUGGUUCAUAAUUACAAAGAAUAUGUGGACUUGCUAGGAGUACUUGCAAAGACCCCUAAUGGUGCAGAUCCAAUUCAAGUGUCUUUAGGAAAUUUAGCGACGAGCGCAGCAGUCGAAUUACUUCCAACAGCGUCUCAGUUCAACUUCAGCUCUGAAGUUUUCACAAUUCUCAUCCGCAGAAUUUGCAAACCCAACCCUCUAGCAGAUCCAAUCUACACUAAUAUGGUCAAGGCUAUCGAAACCUUACUGAGUGAUGAUGAUGAGGGCAGAAUUUCUUUUGAUAUCGUACGAAUCCUUUCUAAAACUAUUAAGACAAGAUCUUACAUGGUUGAAGAAUCAGCAUUGAAUAUUUUGCUAUCCUUAGAAGUGUUACAGGAUUACGAUCCUAACACGAAAGUGGAUGGACCUUCAAAAAUGAAAGUUAAGAAAAAGGAUAGGGUCCACAUUUCUAAGAAACAAAGAAAAGUACGGAAAGAGAUGAAGAAAGUCGAAGAGGAGAUGCGCAGAGCGGAAGAAACGGUUUUUGCUGAAGAACGAGAAAGAAACCAAGCCGAACUUUUGAAGCUGACUCUUUCUCUUUACUUGAAUAUUUUGAAAAACAACAAUUCUCAACUAAUCGGUGCCGUAUUAGAAGGAUUAUCAAAAUACGGGCAUAUGUCAAACUUCGAUCUCUUGGGUGACUUUCUUGAAGUUAUGAGAGAACUCAUAGCUACCAGUGAGCUUGAUAACCUUUCGUCCACCGAGACUCGAAAAGUUCUUUUAUGCAUUGUCACGGCAUUCUCCCUGGUGUGUCGUCAUAGUGAGAUGAAAGUUAAUAUGGAUCUUUCGUCUUUCGUGGAUGCUCUCUACGCAAUAAUACCAAAUCUUUCUCUAGACGCCGAUAUUGAAUACUCACAUAAAACAUUGAGAUUGGCAGACCCCCUUAAUAGCGAGUAUUGCAAACCUUCCGUCAACGUAUCAACAAAGGCCGAACUGCUGCUGAGAGCUUUGGACUACGUUUUCUUUAGGUCUAAAUCUGGUACAAAGACUCGCGCGGCAGCUUUCACUAAGAGGCUUUAUAUUGCGAUGUCUAGCACCCCUGAAAAAACUGGUGUAGCGCUGCUCAAAUUUCUAGACAAGUUGAUGAGCAAGUAUCCGGAAGUUGGUGGUCUUUAUUCAACUGAAGAUCGAAUUGGUAAUGGAGCUUUCCAGCUAGAGGCUGAAACACCAGCAAGAAGUAACGCGGAAGCAGCUACUAUAUGGGAGAACUCGCUCUUGCUGAAACAUUAUAGUCCUUUAGUUGUGAAAGGUACUAAAUCUAUGCUAGAGAAAUCGAGAGAAUCACUUAAGUAG